CGGACGUUGCAAAAGUCUUAGGCCCACCCAAGCAUAAAGACAGUCUUUUCUAUCUUAGGUCGUCAUUGCUUUUGCUCCUCCUAAAGCUGAAGUACUUUUUGAUCUACAAUGUUUGUUAAAUAGUUGAUGCACUAUACUUAAAUGUAUUCUUAAUGAUUAGUAUGUAUACUAACCAUUAAUAAUAUGCUAUAAAGUUUUGUUAAAAAUUUGGUAUUGUCGUUCAAAAUUUACUCGCCGCAUAUUGUCAGCUUUGCACCAAAAAAUGUUAAAAAACGACGUUAAAAAAUCUGCAUAAAUGUUUGAGUGAAGUGUUGUUUUUAAAUGGUGCUGUCUAAGCACAGCUUGCUUAGGAUGAUUGAACGUUUAAUUAUUCUCUCGUACGACACAAUUUAUUUAUAUUUUGCUCCGACGGCCAAAAAUAAAGAAAAUUAUAUUGAAAGCUACAGCAUAAAAAAGCAAAACCAUCCAUUGUUGAAUUAAAUCCAUAUAUUUUGUGAUUAUAAUCUUAGCAAUGGUAUUAAUUUACUUCUAAGGCACUUAUGGAGUACUUAAACAUAAAUAAACAUUUAUGUUCAAAGGAUCUUCACCGUUUUGUUAAAAUACACUCAAAUACCUGAAGCCUUUCUGACCAAUUUGAAAGCCGUCAUUUAAAUUUUUGGCGAUAAAAAAUUUGGCACUUGACAAAAUUUGAGCACGUGAAAAGUUUGCCGUUUCAUUAAUUGAUAUGACCGAUCAUAUCAAAACUAUUAAUAAUUUUGAUUGCUAGUGCUCAAAGACUGAGCGAAAAGAUAAUUUCACAGCUUAUUUUGCUUUGUUAGACUCAUUAAAUUACCUCCAAAAAAUUAAAUUCAACUUUAAUCGUCUAUCAUUAUCUUAAGUUUUUUGCCGCCCGCCGCUUAUCAAAAAAACGCAAAUUCUUAUCACUCAGUUUUUAUCAAUCAGUUUUAUUAUACCCAACAAAAAAAUUUUCACUUUACAGUUCAGUGAUUGAACCAUUGUGCAGAUCUGAAGUCUACGAGAAAAAAAAAUCAAAUCUGAGUUGAAAGCUGACGAUAUAGAAGAUUGUAGGAUUCUGGGAGGAUUCUGGGAAGAAUGAACGUGGGCGAUGUGCUUGCAAUGCAAAACCCGAGUGCCACUUUCGCGCCUCCUUGCGAACUAGCGGGUGGCACAUCGGCUCUCGGGUCUGCUGGUGGUUCUUCUCGGCAGCAGCUGGCGGCGUCACACGGGGACAGGGCCCAGUACAUGAUACAACAGAUUCUACAGCAGAACGGAACCGAAGGAGCAGCCGAGAGAUGGCUGAAUGACAAAGAGCGUCGUCAACGAGAGAGAACAGAGAGGCUACGAGAGAGCCUGAAGAGACGAGGAGCAAACACUACUUCUACUAACGGAGCAGGAGGAGGCACCCAUCUGCAACUUCUGGCCGAGAGAACCAGUUUGCAGAAUUACUAUUCAACUGAAACAUAUGGUGCUAACAAACAAUUUGCCUCUCUCCCUGGAUUUCCCGAAAUAAUGGCCAUGGAGAGAGGUCGCACAGAUUUGUUUCUUCAGAAGCCCUCGUUUGAAAGACAGAUGAUGAACUCGAAUGGGAAGAUAUCGGCGGCAGGAGGGGAUCGCGGGGAGGGAGUGAACAGACUUCAAAGGAACGAUAGCCACCUGCAACAGACUGCCACAGUUAACUGCAACAGUAGGAGCAACAGAGAUGACUUCUCUUCCAUCCAACUGCCACCAUUGAGUCAGAUACAAAACAACCACGCAAACAUCAAAAACAACAACAACCACAACACCAACACCAACAACAACAAUGAAAGCAACAACCCAAACAAUAAUAACAACAAAACUACCAAUAACAACAGCAACAAGGGUCUUAAAACAAGUAAGACCAAAAUCCAGCAUAUUGUAAACAUAUCAAAAAAUCAGAAAACCACCGGUCAGAAAUUGGAUGCCAGAAAAACUAGCAACAAUCAGGUCCCGAGCAAUGCCAAUAGUCAACAGCGCCGAGCGACCGAAAAUUCUUUCGAUUUGGUUCCAGUUGGGAUACCUAUCAAUGCGUCCAGGAGCAACGGCGGAACUGGUGGUGAGGGGGAUCAGAACACGGUUCCCUCUACAAAGAGAGUGUACCCGGAUGGGGCGGGGGGACUGAGUAAUAAAAAAUACUCCAUCAAUUUCUGCCAUUUAGCUGACGCCCCUUUCUCAUUCGCCAAUCACUAUUUGCAAGAGAGGAGCAAGGAGCAAUUGGACUUCCGGACGAUAUGUGGCUUCUGGCUCAAGCACACAGACCAAUACUCCUCGGAGUGGCUGCCCCUCAACCAGAGCAGCAUGUGCUGCUCAGGAGGAACAGAAACAGGCCACGACUACAACCACAACAACCCUUUGGUGGACAAUGAGUUUUUCAACAGAGCAGAGGCGAACCAACUUGAGCUGUGGAACGGAUUAUGACAUUAAAGAAAGAUCUCAAACUGAAGCGAAGGAGGAAUUAAAUGUUGCAUAAGAGAGGCGAACACACUUUAUAGAUUGCAGUGCAUAAUCGCGAAAUAACAAAACAUUUUUAGAAGCGCUUGAGUUCGUUUAAA
This is a messenger RNA of Symsagittifera roscoffensis, 2570 nucleotides long. Its product is annotated as homeobox protein 2-like. The coding region runs from base 1093 to 2436 and encodes 447 amino acids. The record is from RefSeq and is a predicted model, not a curated record. The transcript has 4 exons. NCBI's taxonomy places the organism in Eukaryota, Metazoa, Xenacoelomorpha, Acoela, Convolutidae.